Molecule: messenger RNA, 759 nt
Organism: Vicia villosa (hairy vetch)
Lineage: Eukaryota; Viridiplantae; Streptophyta; Magnoliopsida; Fabales; Fabaceae
Product: probable receptor-like protein kinase At5g38990
Exons: 2
Coding region: 1-759 (252 amino acids)
Molecular function (GO): ATP binding
Source: RefSeq, a predicted model, not a curated record
AUGAAGUGUUUCUUCUUCAAAGAGAAAUCCAAAUCUGCUCCUGAAUUACAAAACCAAACCAAAAAGAAGAAGAAUCCGGCGUCGAAUCGCGCAGCAAACUCUACUGGUUCUGUGUCUUCGUCAAAGAGUGUGAAGGAUUUGUACAAAGAGAAAGAGCAUAGUUUUAGAGUUUUCACUCUUCAGGAACUUAGAGAAGCUACCAAUGGUUUUAACAGGAUGUUCAAGAUUGGAGAAGGGGGUUUUGGAAGUGUUUAUAAAGGAUCGAUUUUGCCUCCGAAUGGACAAGGUGAUCCAGUUCAAGUUGCCAUCAAAAGGCUUAACACGCGUGGAUUUCAGUCACAUGUUAUUGAUCCCGUUGUUGACGACGAACAAGAUGCCGAACUUGUCGUCGAAGAAGAAACUGACGUAGAAGUUGUGGUUGAUGACUUGGUGAACCGUGAUUCUGAAGAUGAAGAACAAGUUCUAGUACCCGAUGUGCAUGCGUACUCACCUCCACCGCACUUCACAACACUGAAUUUGGGCGAGGAUGAGCCAUCGUCGGAUAUGUUCUACAACCCGUAUAUGAGGUCCAACGAGGAGUUAAAAAAGGGUGACAAAUUCCGUUCAAAGGAAGAUUGUAUGCUAGCAAUCAAAAACUGGCACUUAGCAAAUUGUGUUGAUUUCAGUGUUGAUCGCUUGAAUCCAAAUAGAUGCGUCAUUUUGUGCAGAAACCCGGAGUGUGGGUACAGGCUAAUGGCAUCAUUUAAAAAAGAAAGUUAG